This is a messenger RNA of Tribolium castaneum (red flour beetle), 3205 nucleotides long. It is a transcript of the gene stumps, whose product is annotated as stumps. The record is from RefSeq and is a predicted model, not a curated record. The transcript has 13 exons. The coding region runs from base 236 to 3028 and encodes 930 amino acids. Gene Ontology annotation, molecular function: fibroblast growth factor receptor binding; transmembrane receptor protein tyrosine kinase adaptor activity. Gene Ontology annotation, cellular component: cytosol. Lineage: Eukaryota; Metazoa; Arthropoda; Insecta; Coleoptera; Tenebrionidae.
GUCACAACUUGGUCCCCUACUCCUGAAAAGUUGCCUUGCUUCAGCAAGCUUCAGUCUCGUGUCGACUUAAGUCCGAGCAGUGCGCGAGUGUCAAGUGCUGAGCUUUUCGUGAUUUACAAGCUUUAAAUAAAUGCGUUCCUAAAGUAGAUGCAGCCACAAAUGAAGUUUCCGCUCACGUCCUCGAUGGUCCAACUUGAGGCACCUGAAUAUUAGACGAUUGGAUUUAGCUGGAACAAUGGAUCUUGACAACCCUUCGUACUUCUCCGUGGCGGCAGAAGCGCCCAAAAGGGCCCAGAAGAUGGACGACAAGAACAAGCGCUCCUUGCGCUCCUUCCUCAGAUCCGUCAGCUCCAACUCGGCCGACUCCAACCAGGAGCUCCUCAUCAUGGGCGAGCCCAGGCUCUCAGACAUCGACCCCGACCUGGCCUUCAAGCACCAAGCCUCCAGGUCCAACUCCCUGCGCACGAGGGAGCACCAGGACCUGCUCUACAACCUUUUGCCCACCUCGGAGGAGGCAGAACUCUCUGGCGAUGAGGUGUUUUUGGGGGAGGAAACGGCGACUUAUUACAACUGCUCUCCCAGCAAACGUCGCCACUCCAUCGGGACGUUCAUCUCCCGUGAAAGGAGCACAAGUGUGGCGUCUUCGUCUCGAAGCUUCAAGGACGACUUUCCCCUGGCCAUAGUUCACGCGACGUCCGCCGGGGACUCCCCCAUUUUCGACGAUCACGCACUAAGACACGCGUCUUAUCCCAGGAAGCGGUGUCCUCGUUGUACGAGAGCCCCUGUCAAAAAGCCGGCUAACAUGGACGACAUCCUCAUAGUGUCCUUCAAAGGCAGCGAAGCUGCGGAUCUCUGGGCCGAGUAUUUCACCAACUACUUUCAACAGUUGAGCAAAGCGAACAAAAAACCCUUCAAGAUUCAGCAUAUGCUACUAGAAGACUGUAUUUCCGAGCCGAAGGAAGACCCGAAAAUCAUCGCCGAACGCGCGACCAACGUCAAGUUACAACUAGUUAUACUUUGUCCGAAUUUUCUGGAUUUUGUGGCCGAAUAUCCCGACAAGUGCUCCGAGUUAGGGAAGUUGCUCCUCGCCGAUCGGACUCUAGCCCUACUCUUGGGAGUCUCCGACAGCGACUUGACCGAAGUCCACAAGAAAACUUUCCCGACCUACUUCCAGUGGCAAAGACUGGGCGUGGGCCAGGACCAAGACGAGAACUUCACCAAGGAGUUCCUCGGCCACGCCAUGUCCAUCCUAUCCCGAAUCUGGAAACAGCAAACUUCGGUAACCCAGGAGAAGUCGUAUUUUUCCGUCUCUCCGAAAAAAAUCCGCCAAGGCCAGAACAGCGUGUUCAUCCUCCUGACCUACCCCUUGCAAAAGGAGGACAUUUUGAAGGUUUCCAUCGAACGCAACAACGAAAUCUUCGAAGUGAAGACCGUAAAACGGCGCAACCCCUACACAAUCAAAAUCUCCGUUCCCAACAACUUGACCGAAGUCACAGCCAUAGUGAACAUCCUUGUUGAAAAAAACGGCAGCAUCGUGGGCAGUCGUCCAAUCAAGUGCGAGAGCAGACUCAGAGAGCUUGAACAAAUUUUGCGCCUCACUAAUAAUCCGAUCGAGUUUAUGUGUCAGACGUUGGGCUUUAACCCGUCCAGUCGCGAGCAGUUGGAUAAUUGGCUGCUCCAGGCCUUCCAGAGGAACCUGCCAGCGCAUUUCAACCUCUUGGCCAAUCACGACACGCCAUUUGGCGCCUCCGUACAGCUCCACAAGCACAGUCACGAGGAGCACCCCACUCUGCUCCAUUUCGCCGCCAAAUUCGGAUUCGAAAAACUCGCCCUGCAACUGCUGGACUGUCCGGGGGCUGAUGUCGCGUUCGAUAUCAAAAAUAUACACGAUAUGACGCCUUCUGAGAUUGCUGAGACCAAUGGACACCCGGAACUUGCGGCCACACUGCGUGGGUACAUGAAUAUGAACGAGUUCACGCACAUGUACUCCAAAUUGAAGGAAAUGAGCUUGAAUUCGGCUAAAAUAGACGAGGACAGUUAUAUCACCCCGAAAGAGAUCGAAGAACUGUACAAAAUAUGCCCCGCCCCUAGACCCGUCUUCUUCGGCGACUCUUUAAACUCACCGAGCAGUGAGUGUGGCUACAUGUCCAUGACUCCGCCCGUCAAAAUAAUCAUCGAACACUCCGAACCAGCCAAAAGCCCCACCCCUUCAAUCAAGACUGACGCCCCUUCUUCACUCCCACCCAACGAAAUAACUGAAGACAAAGUCCAAAAGGAGCUCCUCGAAAUCAUCAACGAUUUCAAAAACAACGUCCACUCAAUUUCCCAAGUUGAAAAACUAGUCGAGGAGUGGAAAAACCGCAACGAUGUACAAAAAUCCUUCAAAGAGAAGCAAGAACAGUUGAAGGAAAUGCGGUUAAAGUACGAGAAAAUACAGCAAGAGAUGAAAGCUUCAAUGAAAAAGCCCACUCCCUUCGAAAGGGUGAGAAAGUUGUUCGGGAGAAGCAAAUCAAAGGAAGAAAAACACGAAAUUUCAUCACCGGUGUUGGCGUCGCCCAGUAUUGUGGCCAUUCAGACCCAAAGACCCAUCAGCAGUCUGAGUACCUCAAGUUCUGGUUCCUCGGGCCGGAUGAGUACCAUCAGUGGGUGCAGUUUGGGCGACAGUGGCACCCAUUCCGACAACGAGGAACGAAAAAAUAUGCUGGGGAGUCACAAUGAAGAAGAUUUCCGAAAUGUGUUCAAUAAGGCUGCCUUAGAGUUAAAUUACACGCCAGUUCCGGCCCCUAAACCGGUCAAAACCGGGAUUUUCUCCAAUCGGAAUCAGUUAUUUGAAACCAUUGAGGAGAAGCCAAUCGCAAGGCCCGACUCACUUCCGGUAGGGGAGGAGUAUUACAUACAGUUUCCGCGAUCGGGCUUACCAGUGGCAGGAGUUGAGGAGAAAGCCGGCCAAGAGUACAUGAACGUGGGGGCUGCCAAAGACGAAGAGACCCACGAAUACAUGAACUUCAAAGUAAUGACCAAGAGAUAGACUAAGACUUGAUGUAAUUUUUUAUGUCAGUAAUUUUUAGUAACAUAAUAUUUAUGUGAACCUUUUUCUCAAAUAUUUAUUUAUUCAUUUUUCUGUUAUAUUUUAUGCUCCACGAUUUGUAUGUUGUUAAAUUUAUAUUUUGUACAUUUUUAUAAUAAACGCAACGCAUUUUUGGAA